AUGCAACUCUCAUGGAAGGAUAUACCAACUGUGCCAACAGCAAAUGAUAUGUUGGACAUUGUUCUUAACAGAACCCAAAGAAAAACCCCCACUGUCAUUAGACCUGGGUUUAAAAUCUCCCGUAUUAGGGCUUUCUACAUGAGAAAGGUCAAGUUCACAUCCGAUGGGUUUGUGGAAAAGCUCAACGAUAUGAUCACCGGAUUCCCCAACAUCAACGAUGUCCACCCCUUCCACAGAGACUUGAUGGACACCUUGUACGAGAAGAACCACUACAAGGUCUCGUUAGCUGCUGUGUCCAGAUCCAAGACCUUGAUCGAACAGGUGGCCAGAGACUACGUCAGAUUGUUGAAGUUUGGUCAGUCGUUGUACCAAUGUAAGCAAUUGAAGAGAGCUGCUUUGGGUAGAAUGGCCACCAUUGCCAAGAAGUUGAAGGAUCCAUUGGUGUAUUUGGAGCAAGUCAGACAACAUUUGGGCAGAUUGCCAAGUAUCGACCCCAACACCAGAACCUUGUUGAUCUGCGGGUACCCCAACGUCGGUAAGUCUUCGUUCUUGAAGUGUAUCACCAAGGCUAACGUCGAGGUCCAGCCAUACGCUUUCACCACCAAGUCGUUGUACGUGGGUCACUUUGACUACAAAUACUUGAGAUUCCAGGCCAUCGAUACUCCCGGUAUUUUGGACAGACCCACCGAAGAAAUGAACAACAUCGAAAUGCAGUCGAUCUAUGCCAUUGCCCAUUUGAGAUCGUGUGUGUUAUACUUCAUGGACUUGUCGGAACAGUGUGGAUUUUCCAUCGAAGCCCAGGUCAAGUUGUUUGACUCCAUCAAGCCAUUGUUCGCCAACAAGUCGGUGAUGGUCGUCAUGAACAAGAGUGAUAUCAUCAAGACCGAGGAUUUGGCUCCCGAGAAGCAGGAAUUAUUGAAGGAAAUGGCCAACUUUCCCGGUGUUGAAAUCAUGCACACCUCCUGUUACGAGGAAACCAACGUCAUGGAAGUCCGUAACAAGGCCUGCGAGAAGUUGUUGACUGCUAGAAUCGAACAGAAAUUGAAGGGUACUGCCAGAGUGAAUAACGUGUUGAACAAGAUUCACGUUGCCAGACCACAAGCCCGUGACGACGUCGACCGUUCUGCUUUCAUUCCUGAGGGAGUCAAGGCGUUGGAGAAGUACGACGUCAGCGAUCCUAACAGAAGAACUUUGGCCAGAGACAUCGAAGCCGAAAACGGUGGUGCUGGUGUGUUCAACAUCAACCUCAAGGACAAGUACUUGUUGGAAGACGACGAAUGGAAGAACGAUAUCAUGCCAGAAGUGUUGGACGGUAAGAACGUCUACGACUUCUUGGACCCAGACAUCGCUGCCAAGUUACAAGCAUUAGAGGAAGAAGAAGAGAAGUUGGAAGCCGAAGGCUUCUACGACUCCGACUCCGAAAUCGAAGACGAGGAAAUCGAAGACAUAAGAGAAAAGGCCAACUGGAUCAGAGACAAGCAAAAGAAAAUGAUCAUCGAUGCCAGACACAGAAAAUCUUUGAAGAACAAGGCGCUCAUGCCAAGAGACCAGAUCAAGAAGUCUUUCGGUGAGAUGGAAGAGCACAUGUACUCGUUGGGCCACGACACCAACAAGUUGAGAGAGAAGGUCGGCAAGGCCAAGGCUGGCAAGGAGUUGUCUGGUGUGGACAUCUUGAAGAAGAACCAAGGCAUCAGAUCUGCCAAGAUCUCCAAGAAGCAAGCCCCAGUCAACCAGCCUAACAGACUCAAUGAUGGUGUCAGUGAUGGAGCCAUGAGAUCGCAAGCAGAAAGAUUGUUGAAGGUCCAAAGAAGAGACAGAAACAGAAACGCCAGACAAGGUGAGGGUGACCGUCACAGCACUGCCAUGUUGCCUAAGCAUUUGUUCAGUGGUAAGAGAGGUAUUGGUUCUACCGACCGUCGUUAG
Suhomyces tanzawaensis NRRL Y-17324 is the source of this 1923-nucleotide messenger RNA. It is a transcript of the gene NOG1, whose product is annotated as putative GTPase. The transcript has a single exon. NCBI's taxonomy places the organism in Eukaryota, Fungi, Ascomycota, Pichiomycetes, Serinales, Debaryomycetaceae. Gene Ontology annotation, molecular function: RNA binding; GTP binding; GTPase activity. Gene Ontology annotation, biological process: ribosomal large subunit biogenesis. The record is from RefSeq and is a predicted model, not a curated record. Gene Ontology annotation, cellular component: nucleolus. Bases 1 to 1923 code for a protein of 640 amino acids.